AUGGAGCAUCAGAGGUCGAAAUCCAUGGAGAUAGAGCCCACCAUCUGGCAGUCCGCGCGCCUGCAGGCCACCGGCAGCGACGAGCUGGGGCAGUCCUGCAGGGUGUACUGCCCGCCGGCGACGGGGAGGGUCCCCUUCGAGUGGGAGGACGAGCCAGGGAAGCCCAAGGGCUCCGCCAGGUUGGACGUCGUCCCGCCACUCUGCCCCUCGCCGGCCAUGCAGAGCGCACGGCUCACUGACCGGCACAGCCCAAGGCGCAAGAGCAAGCAGAGCGCUGGGACGGCGGCUGGUGGUUUCGAAGGCUGCAUUCCGCUGAGGUUCCACUUGGGCAGGGCGAUGAAGAGGUGGGUGUAA
Molecule: messenger RNA, 354 nt
Organism: Miscanthus lutarioriparius
Lineage: Eukaryota; Viridiplantae; Streptophyta; Magnoliopsida; Poales; Poaceae
Source: the annotation of a GenBank genome assembly